GACACAUAAGCCAACCCCUGUGUGUAUUUGGACCUAUUAAGUACCACUCUGAUGUGACAUAGCACAAAAACAAAUGAUUGAAAUGCACCAUUCGGAUAGAGCAACACAUCACAGUUAAAUAACUGCUUCAAAGCAGUAACAGCAAUUAUCAGCAAUUUGUUACAGUAUAUGAGCAUAAAUGUACUGUAAGGCCUGAAGUUUGAGGCCUUCAGAAAAGAACUUGAACUUGUGCGAAGUCGACAAAAAGUGAGUCGCUGUAGCUUUAAGAAGCCCCCACCGUCUCACAACAGGGGGGGCGUGAGCUGAAUCCAGGAACAGCGAUUGAAAAAAAAAAAAAAAAAAAAAGCUCCACCAGUGGACUGUUUCAAGUUCCCCCGGCUGAAACCUUGCCUGAUUUGUGGGCAAUGUUGGGGAUGUAGAAAAAAAAGGAAACCGGAGCAAAGAGAGCGCAAGAGAGAGAUAGGGAGACAACAGUAACUGGGUAGCUAUGGAGAUAGUGGGCUUUACUGGUAGCUUUCUCUGACAGGUGUCGAGUGGGAUAAAAUAAAGUAUCAGAACAGCUUCCAAGAUGUACGGCAAGGGUAAAGGAGCUGUGGUCCCCUCCGAUAGCCAAGCAAGAGAGAAGUUAGCAUUAUAUGUCUACGAGUACCUACUACAUGUGGGAGCACAGAAGUCUGCACAGACUUUCCUGUCCGAGAUUCGAUGGGAGAAGAACAUCACAUUAGGGGAGCCCCCUGGAUUCCUCCAUUCGUGGUGGUGUGUAUUCUGGGAUUUGUAUUGUGCAGCUCCAGACCGAAGGGAGACAUGCGAGCACUCCAGUGAGGCCAAGGCCUUCCAUGACUAUAGUGCAGCGGCAGCACCUAGCCCAGUGAUGGGCAACAUGCCCCCCAACGACGCCAUGCCAGGUGGUCCCAUGCCCCCAAACUUCUUCCAGGGACCACCCGGCUCUCAGCAGUCCCCCCACCCCCAGCCCCCCCCACACAACCCCAGCAACCCCAUGAUGGGACCUCAUGGUCAGCCUUUCAUGUCUCCGCGGUAUCCAGGUGGACCGCGUCCCUCACUCCGAAUGCCAAAUCAGCCUCCUGGGGGAAUCCCUGGAUCUCAGCCUCUCCUGCCAAACAGUUUGGAUCCGACAAGACCGCAAGGACAUCCUAACAUGGGUGGACCAAUGAGGAUGAAUCCCCCUCGAGGAAUGGCCAUGGGCCCACAGAAUUAUGGAGGCAUGAGGCCCCCUCCCAACUCCAUGGGUGGCCCAAUGCCGGGGAUGAACAUGGGUCCUGGAGGAAGAGGGCCUUGGCCAGGACCUAAUGCUAACUCUAUAGCCUACUCAUCCUCAUCUCCAGGAAACUAUGUGAUUGCUCCACAGGGCCCCCCAGGCGGAGGAGGUCCGCCAGGAACUCCCAUCAUGCCCAGCCCAGGUGAUUCAACUAACUCCAGUGAAAACAUCUAUACAAUGAUGAAUCCUAUUGGACCGGGAGGCAACAGACCCAAUUUCCCUAUGGGACCUGGGCCUGAUGGGCCAAUGGGAGCUAUGGGAGCCAUGGAGCCACACCACAUGAACGGAUCACUAGGGUCUGGGGAUAUGGAUGGGUUGCCAAAGAGCUCUCCUAGUAACAUGGGGAGCAUGAACAACCCUCCUGGAACACCGAGAGAUGAUGGUGAAAUGGGCGGGAACUUCUUGAACCCAUUCCAAAGCGAAAGUUAUUCACCCAACAUGACGAUGAGUGUGUGAUUUUAUUUUUUUCUUUUUUUGUAAUUUUGUUUAUUUUUACCCCUAUUUUUGUACCGUGCACCUGUUUUUCUUACCCCCUUCAAUUCAAUCCUUAUUUCACCCUGGAUUGGACCACCUCCCCUCUUUACACACACACACCCUCCCCUCCCCACACCAUAUGGGAUCCUCUGUCUCCCCACCUUUCCCCCUUCUCACUCGGGAACUCUACGGCCGCACAGCCUUCCAGGACAGCCCUUGAGCACACUGGGACUCGAAUUAAGAUGGGCCCUCCUGGAGCGUGCAAGAUGGCCACCAGUCUGAAUAGGAAGCAGUCACAGAGCAAUAGAAAGAGCCUCUCUGACUCUGGCCCCGGCCUCCCAGGCUUCCUGUCAGGGUCUAGACAAUGAGCGAGGAAAGGAGGACAAACAGAGGGAGAGAGGAGACUGGGUAACACAGCCCUCCCUUGAAGAUGCACUGUUGGGUUUCUUAGCAGCUGCCUGGAAGCUUCUUAACCACAACCUUUUUUCCAUCAUCAUCAUUAUUUUGUUUCUGUUCCUGAUGAAUUCAGUGGCAGGUCGGAUGAAAUGACCCCUUUACCCCCAUGAUGUUCUCUCUUACCCCUUUUCGACCAAGGCAGUUCUAGGGCUGGUUCAGAGGCAGUGCCUAAUUUUGAACCAGUUCCUUGUGUUUUGACAGCCAGAUAGAUAACUGGCUCUGGCUCAGGAAAACUGGUUCUAACUGGGCACCGAUUCUCUGUUGAUCUAGAAUUAAGAACAUCUUGCAUCAGGAGCUGGGGUGCGGGAUUAUCAUGACCAAAGACCAACUAAAGCUCUGUGACUGCCAUUUUUAGAAAAUCACAACAAGAGAGCGGUGUAGUCUUGCCUCAUUUUUAAUACCAAAAGAAAAACAUGAGCUUCAUUGACAGCAGUGAACUGUAGAGGAGACAAACUGUUGGCUAGCUAAAGGCAGUGUUAGUAUGAAUCAAAAUGUGUUGUGCAAUUACCAUUCUUCUCAAACAUAAUCGCUGUGCAUAGAAAUCACGACAAGCAGCACAAAUGCAUUGGACCAGUUGUAUUUAGAUGCCAGUGUAGGCUCAAAGCCAGGAGCAGCACUACAAAGGAGAAACUGAAGUCUGCUAUUGUUGUUAUUGUGCUUGGCACUAGCAUUGCUGGGAAAGCAGAGGCGUGUUCAGAUGUAUACUGUGACGUAAAUACGUACUUCUGUGAUGGCUCUUUAGCCCCUGGAAAAGCAAACUGGUUCUUAGAAGUUUUGUAAGUUGACCCAGCUCCAAACUGGCUCUGGCACCAGCUCAGAACUAGCACUUAGUUCCUGUUGGUCGAAAAAGGGUAUCCGUGUGUACAUUUUUAACAGAGGUGUUGUUGAUAAGUGAACUUUUUUUUCCAUUUUUUGUGUAUGUAUUGUAUAAUUUCUAUUUUUAUUAUUGUUAUUAAUGAUAUUGCUGUGAUCAUUUUAAGAUUAGGUUCUAAUUUCUGUUUCAAAGGGCACAUAAUUGUGAUGAAGAAUAUCAUAUGUGCACACGAAUCAGAAAUUAUUUGCUGUGUAACAUGUGGCUCAAUGUGAGCACACUGCCCCCUGCAGGUAGGACUGUAUUCACCACGGUACUGAUUCGGCAGAGGUUAGCAGCUUCCUUUUAACAAGAUAUAAAUGUAACUUUUUGCUAAAUAACCCACACCAGAAGAAGAAGCAGUGCCUGAUUUAGUAGCAUGCAUGCAGUGAAAUGCACAGCUCUAUUUAUUUAUGUACUUUUUAUUUGUUUUAUGAGUUAUUGUUACAUUUUUAAAAGUGUUAUCCCUGUUUUUUUUUUUUUUAUAUAAUUGCAGAAGUUGUAGCUGCUGUGUAAUAUACAGAGCCUCUGAGUGAUGUCUUUUUUUUAUUUUUAAAUACCCAUUUGACAUCAUUAUCCCUCUGUCCCAGCCCUAAAGGUGCUGAAAAGUGUCGACCAUUUUGACCCAACUCAUGCUGCUUCCACUGAUGCUGCCCACUUAGGUCACUGCUCGCUCCAACGUGUAUGUAGGCUGUGUGUGUUUAUCCUCUCUGUGUUGACCUGUAGUGAACCUUUUUUUGUUUGCAGAGAAGUCCUCAACACACUGUGAUGUAUGUUUGUACAUUUGCUUUCACACAUCAGUCAGUAUUGGCUCCAGCCCUCCCCCUACAACCCUCUUCAGGAUAAGCGGUAUAGAUAACGGAUGGAUGGACAUCUGUCAGUUUAUCUUGCAGAAAAUUGGUUCUUAUACAUGUGGUGCUCCCUCUUUACAGUCGGUUCUGGUGAAUGGACUUCUGGUUUUCUGUUGAUCUGAUUCUUGGUGUUAUGUUGAUGAAAAGCAGGUCAGGAAGCAAAAAAGGCAUUGCUCUGUUGAUCGUAAGGAGCAGCCCUCCCUCCCUUUUACUCAUCUCAACACUUCCGUCCUUUUCUCUUUCCUGACCUUUACAACAGGCCACUACGGAUACACUCAGCCACACACCACCCUUCUCUGAUUUUUUUUUUUUUUUUUGUACAACUCUCCAUCUUUUAGUUUUAGUUUUUCUGUAAAUACUGUAAAAUGCAUUUUGAUAUCAUUGACAUGUUUUGAUAUUUCCAAUCACAACUUAACAGUUGGUCAGAAAUGUGCUGGUUCAGGCAUCUUUGUGUAUUUGUUCAGAGAUGGUGUGUCUGAACUCAGAAAUAAUAUGAAUGACAAGAAACUGGAGCUGCUAUAGACUAUUAUGCUAUUUCACCUCAUCACAGACAAAACGUGGGACUUUACUGUGCACCAGAGCUGUAGCAUCAAGGGGUCGAAGAUAACGAGGGCGGACGAGUUUAUAACUGUGUGUGAACUCCUUUAGCUAAUUCACUGUCACACACAUUUCCUAGCAAUCUCAUGAAACUAAACAUGGCUGUUGUAAAAACGCGUCCCUCCUCUCGUUCUGUUCUUGGAAGUUUAGUUUGAGGUGGGGGAAAAAAAAGCCACAAAUAUGCAGAAUUUUUUUUUUUUUUUUUUUUGCCAUUUUUGACAAGAGAUUUGCAAGAACUGAGCGACAGAGGCCAAUCUUUCAUAAUAUUUUCAGAAUAAAACUUGUCCCUUCUGUGUCUGCCUUCGAGACACUGCAUUUUAGCUUUUAUCCUCUUGACACGAAUGAAACUGAAAGCAGAGCACACACUGGCUCUCAAUCCAACACACCAGGGACCAGAAUACAGACUUUACUAUGAAGGAUUUUUUUAAAAAUCUAUUUAAAAUGGUGUGGGAGAAAGUAAAGGCAAAAAAUAAUAAUGGACAGACUUGUUGCUAAAAAGUGGGAGAGAGCCUUUUCUCCCCUGGAGUUUGAAAUACUGUUGUACAAAAUGCAGCCGAACUUCUCUAUCUUUGUCCUGUAAGUAAAGCCGUCACAACAUUGUUCAUUUCUGUAUUUCUAUUGUGUUUAGAUAUAAUACUGUACCAUUCAGGGGUAGGGCGAGUUAAGAGGAAUUUUUUUGGGUUGGUAGUAAAGAUUUUUCUGUUCAGUUCCUUAUUUUUUUCCUCUUGAUGACAAAGCAGUAUUGAAUAUGAGGCAGUCGGUCCUUGCGGGAGUUGCUUUGUAUCUCAUGUUAGGGUAGUUUCAGAUCCUAAAUGUCUCGUGUAGUAAAAAUAAGAGGUUCCUUCUUCGUAUGUUUCUUUAUAUUGUAAAGUUUCUUUAGACAAAAAAAUGUUGCUUAUUGGAAAAAAGGUGGGAAAACUGCAUUGAUAAUGUUUUUGUUUUGUUUGUUUUAAUUUUCAUCAAGUUGUCAAUCGUUUUUGCCUGUGUCCCCCUUGUUGUAGAUACAUAUUAAAAACAAAAUAACUUCACUCCUUUUGCCAUGAACAUGCACUUCUUUCUCUGGAUUUACACGGCUGUGAUUUGCAUCCACAAUGUGUUUGGAUUUUCCAGCUUUUCUUUGGCUUUACAAAUGUUUUUUUUUUUUUUUGUGAUGAGGAUAAAUAAAGCAGAUUCCUCAUGUUAUUUCACAGACGAAAAUGAGUCCUUGUCCAAAACGCUGUGUAUAUAUUUUGGAAUACUGCUUCCCCGAAUUUCAUUUUGU
Molecule: messenger RNA, 5765 nt
Organism: Monopterus albus (swamp eel)
Lineage: Eukaryota; Metazoa; Chordata; Actinopteri; Synbranchiformes; Synbranchidae
Product: single-stranded DNA-binding protein 3
Exons: 18
Coding region: 569-1732 (387 amino acids)
Biological process (GO): positive regulation of transcription by RNA polymerase II
Cellular component (GO): nucleus
Molecular function (GO): protein binding; single-stranded DNA binding
Source: RefSeq, a predicted model, not a curated record